Messenger RNA from Monodelphis domestica (gray short-tailed opossum), 2182 nucleotides. RefSeq names its product ZPR1 zinc finger (gene ZPR1). Gene Ontology annotation, molecular function: zinc ion binding. The record is from RefSeq and is a predicted model, not a curated record. Gene Ontology annotation, cellular component: nucleus. NCBI's taxonomy places the organism in Eukaryota, Metazoa, Chordata, Mammalia, Didelphimorphia, Didelphidae.
CUACACUCCCAGAACGGAAACCGGAAGUGGAGGUGGCUGGGUCUAGCGUGGUGGAGAUGUCGGCUCUCCGGGCACUAGAUCCUGGUGUCGGGGCCGGGGUAGGACCGGGGUCCACCGCUGCCGCCUCUGGACCCCCCGGGGGCACCUCUCUCGCCUCCGGGAACCUGUUCCAUCCCAUCAGUGCCGAGGAUGAGGAUCAGCAGCCUACGGAGAUCGAGUCCCUGUGCAUGAACUGUUAUGGCAAUGGGAUGACUCGACUUCUGCUAACCAAGAUUCCCUUCUUCAAAGAGAUCAUCGUAAGCUCUUUCUCCUGUGAGCAUUGUGGCUGGUCCAACACAGAGAUUCAGUCUGCAGGCAGGAUCCAGGAACAGGGUGUGCGCUAUACCUUGUCUGUUAAGGUCCCUGAGGACAUGAACCGAGAGGUGGUGAAAACAGAUUGUGCCACAGCAAGGAUCCCAGAGUUAGACUUUGAGAUUCCCGCUUUCAGCCAAAAGGGAGCUCUGACCACUGUUGAAGGAUUAAUUAGUCGUGCCAUCUCUGGUUUGGAGCAGGACCAACCAGCCCGAAGGGCAAAAGGAGAAGCCCUGGCUGGGAAAAUUGAUGAGUUUGUUGCCAAGCUGAAGCAACUGAAGAGAGUGGACUCCCCAUUCACUUUUAUCAUUGAUGAUCCCUCAGGGAACAGUUUUGUGGAGAAUCCAUAUGCCCCUCGGAAAGAUGAUGCUCUGGUGGUCACACAUUACAACAGGACGCCCCAGCAAGGGGACAUGUUGGGGCUCAAGACUGAAGAACCUGAAGAGAAGUCUGCUGACCCUAUAGAAGAUCUCAGGAAUGAAGUGUUACAGUUCAACACAAAUUGUCCGGAAUGCAAUGCUCCUGCCACCACCAAUAUGAAAUUAGUGCAAAUCCCCCACUUCAAAGAGGUUAUCAUCAUGGCCACCAAUUGUGAGAAUUGUGGGCAUCGAACUAAUGAGGUAAAGUCAGGAGGUGCAGUGGAGCCCAUGGGCACCAGGAUCACCCUUCAUAUCACAGAUCCCUCAGACAUGACCAGGGAUAUCCUGAAGUCUGAAACAUGCAGUGUGGAAAUCCCUGAACUGGAAUUUGAGCUAGGCAUGGGUGCCCUGGGAGGCAAGUUUACCACCUUGGAGGGACUUCUGAAAGACAUCUGUAAUCUGGUGACCAGGAACCCCUUUACACUGGGUGACAGCUCCAACCCUGACCGCACAGAAAAGUUGGAGGAGUUUAGCCAGAAGCUGGACUGGAUCAUAGAGGGCAAGUUGAAUGCUCACUUCAUUCUGGAUGAUCCAGCAGGAAACAGCUACUUACAGAAUGUAUAUGCCCCUGAAGAUGACCCAGAGAUGAAGAUAGAACGCUAUAAACGCACAUUUGAUCAGAACGAGGAUCUGGGGCUCAAUGACAUGAAGACAGAAGGCUAUGAGGCUGGAUUGACUCCUCAGCGGUAGCAGUGGGCAAAGGGGCAGGUCAGACAACAGAGCUGCCUGGGGCCCCGUGGUUAUUUAUUACUAUUGUAAUAGGUCAGAGGAACAAGGACUUGAGAAUAGGGACUUUCUCUUGGAUGGGGAGACCUGCUCUGAGUCCAUGAAUCUGUGUACAAUUUCAAAACAAUUCAUGAGGUGAAUGCAUGUCUGUUGUGUUACUGACCUUUUUUUGGAGGUUUUGUAUUGGUUUGUAAAGAAACUUGGAAUUGAACUCUGGGGCAAAUUAAUACCAUUUUUUCCCCUCUUAGUCUUAUCUCCCUUCCCUAUUUCUCCUCUCUAUAAGGAAGGGACCUCCAAGGAGCUGCCUCCAAGUAGGCUUGGAGAAAUGGGGAGGUGGUAUACAUCCAGCCAGGAGUUGGCAUUCUAUGAUAUUAAUUCUAGCUUUCAAAAACGAGAAAAGCCAUGUUUAGGGGGACAGGAGUCCUAGAAUGGAGCAGAAAAAAAAGAUUGCCAAUAAAAUUGUUGCUUUCAAACAACUGUGGUCUUGAUUUUCACCCUGUUUCACUUUCAUUAUAUUGGUUUAGUGUGGCUUUGUGACUCAGAGCUAGUGAAGUAAUUUUCAUCUCAAAUUUGAUAGUUCUGUUGUGGAUAGUAAAUUAUCACUUGCCUUUGGUGAGGAAUGAUGCAGUUGUAAUAACCCAAGUUUAUAAAGUGCCUUUCUGUUUUUAUAAAGUCUUUUAAACACA